AUGUCCACUGCUAUCGGAAUCGAUCUCGGCACAACUUACUCGUGCGUUGGUGUCUUUAAGAACGACCAGGUUGAGAUCAUUGCGAACGAUCAGGGCAACCGCACAACGCCGUCGUACGUGGCGUUCACCGAGACGGAGCGUCUUGUCGGUGAUGCCGCGAAGAACCAGGUUGCGAUGAACCCGACGAACACCGUCUUCGACGCGAAGCGCAUGAUUGGCCGUAAGUUUGAUGAUCCCGAUCUGCAGUCGGACAUGAAGCACUGGCCCUUCAAGGUGACCGUGAAGGAAGGCAAGCCGGUGGUUCGGGUGGAUUACCAGGGCGAGACAAAGACAUUCUUCCCUGAGGAAAUUAGCGCCAUGGUGCUGUCAAAGAUGAAGGAGAUUGCGGAGUCGUACCUGGGCGAGAAAGUUUCUCGGGCAGUGAUCACGGUGCCCGCGUACUUCAACGACUCCCAGCGACAGGCGACGAAGGAUGCCGGCACGAUCGCGGGGAUGGAGGUGCUGCGCAUCAUCAAUGAGCCGACAGCUGCCGCCAUUGCGUACGGCAUGGACAAGAAGGCGGACAAGGGGGAAAAGGUGGUUCUCAUCUUUGAUCUUGGCGGCGGCACGUUUGAUGUCACGCUGCUGACGAUCGACGGUGGCAUCUUUGAGGUGAAGGCGACGGCAGGUGACACGCACCUGGGCGGCGAGGACUUUGACAACCGGCUUGUGGAUUACUUCGCAACGGAGUUUAAGACGCGUUUUGGCAAAGACCUUCGCGGUAACGCACGGGCUGUUCGGCGCCUUCGCACGGCGUGUGAACGUGUUAAGCGAACGCUU
Trypanosoma cruzi is the source of this 819-nucleotide messenger RNA. Its product is annotated as heat shock 70 kDa protein, putative. Lineage: Eukaryota; Euglenozoa; Kinetoplastea; Trypanosomatida; Trypanosomatidae. Gene Ontology annotation, cellular component: cytoplasm. Gene Ontology annotation, biological process: cellular response to unfolded protein; protein refolding. Gene Ontology annotation, molecular function: misfolded protein binding; heat shock protein binding; ATP binding. The record is from RefSeq and is a predicted model, not a curated record. The annotation marks the transcript as partial. The transcript has a single exon.